Tigriopus californicus is the source of this 1619-nucleotide messenger RNA. RefSeq lists its product as uncharacterized. The record is from RefSeq and is a predicted model, not a curated record. NCBI's taxonomy places the organism in Eukaryota, Metazoa, Arthropoda, Copepoda, Harpacticoida, Harpacticidae. The transcript has a single exon. Bases 99 to 1502 code for a protein of 467 amino acids. Gene Ontology annotation, molecular function: 2-oxoglutarate-dependent dioxygenase activity; calcium ion binding.
UGUUUUCUUAUCUAAUGCAUUGUGGAAAGGUCAGCUCACAGAUAAGACCGAAUAUCACACGUGUAUCAAGAUCUCUUGUCAGUAUAUCGUAGGCAGACAUGAACAUUGUGGCACUGUUUUCGUUGUUCUUGAACGUUAGUGUUUGUUAUGGUUUGCGAAGUUUGUUCGAAACAUCGAAUCCGAGUCUAUCAUGGCCCCCUAGCGGUCGGGAUUUCACAGGUUCCAUUGAAAAUUGGCCUGGUCAAGGUGAACAAUUAGGGGAAAGUUGGCCAAGAAUAGUCGUCGCUAAUUUGACUACUCUUCCAACCACUGAAGAUUUCCUUCGGGAAUAUGUCUCAAUGAGAAAACCAGUUGUGUUGAGUGGCCUCUAUGAACAAAUGACGGAUCUUAAGUCACAGCAUGGAAUUAAUUUGGCUGCCAGUGAGUUUCAGAAUUCGCCUCAUGCCGCCAUUUCUAAAAUUGAAGCCUUUCGUUAUGGGCAUGGCAUCAAAGAGCGAAUGACCUUUCGAGAAUUGUUGGGCAAGAUCUCCAAGAACCAAGAUCAAGAUAAAUGGUACACGUAUGGACAUAUCCCUUACUCUGUGAAAGAAAUGAUUCGCUAUCCAGCACCCCUGCGCUGUCCUAAAAUAGCUUUCCAAACAAUGGUGGAAACACGUCAGCUGUUCUACAAUAUUGAAGUGUCGAAACCGAUUCGGCAAGAGCUCAAUCACCAACUUUACUGCAUGGUUGAGGGGGAGAAGGAAAUUGUCUUGAUUGACGAAGCGGAUUUUCCCUCUUGGUCCAACAUGAAAUUGGUGGACGACGGAUACUCCGGCAAGCUGAAUCCAUUUGUGGAUGUGUCUAAGAUUGAUUACAAUACUCAUCCCGGGUUAAAGGACAUAAAAAAAAUCCACAUCGCAAAACUUCAAGCUGGAGAUUGUCUAUUCGUCCCGGCCAGAUGGAUUCACCAGCAAAACGUCUUGGAUAAAGAUAAUUCUCUCGAGAUUCGUUGGCAGCCUCUUGAGAACGAAUCCGACUUGGAUUGCAGCGGAUACUUAUCGCCAAUCUUAACUUUGGGAGAUCUUCCCUGGCUUGGCGAGAAGAUUGUAAAACCUCCGGAGAGGUCUACUGAUCCCAAGAGACACGCCUUCAAGCGUUUGCUUCAUCUGUUACAGAGAGUUGUUCUAACAAAUCAAGCAAUAGGUAUCACUGAUUUCUCAUCCAUCAUCAAAAUGGAUCCAUUUUUGGCUCCAGAACUGCCCAAAUGGGACGAUGACUGCCAAGAAAUUUCUGAAACCUUGUUCCACUUAUUGGACAGAAACAAGGACGGAAAGCUGACCGCUAAUGACUUGGACAAUAUCUUAGAAUUAGAUGUGGAUCAUUGGGCAAACCUUAUUCAUGAUCAACUAAGUCUCUUAGCAGAGGUCAUCUUCGAUAUGCGUGUGGAUCUAGCUGGGGCUAUUCCUUUGGACGAAACCGUGAGGCAAAGAGUGAUCCAAAUGAUAGAUAUCAAGGAGAAAUAGAUCCUCGAACACGAGCGAGCGGCUUUGGAAGAAGUGGCCAAGAUCGCCAAAGACGAGUUGUGAAAUGGAAAGGGUCGUGUAAUACUCUUUAUUAUACUUUUAAACUUGAACUGUAAA